GUUCAUACACAACCAUGGUUGCCGAGGACGUCGAGAUGAAGGAGGAGGUGGCAGUGGAGGAGACUGGAUCUCCCGAGGUGGAGGUGAAGGAGAUCUCCGUGCUGGACGCCCUGAAGGAGGUUCUCAAGAAGGCCCUUAUCUUCGACGGCCUCCGCCGCGGACUCCACGAGUGCGCCAAGGCGCUUGACCGUGGCUCUGCCCGUUUGUGCUGCCUGGCCAAGGACUGCGACAACCCCGAGUACACGCAGCUUGUUCGCGCGCUCUGCGACGAGGGCAAUGUGCACCUCAUCAUGGUGGACACCCGCCAGGAGCUCGGACAGUGGGCCGGCCUAUGCAAGAUCGGCGCCGAGGGGGAGGCCACCAAGAUCGUGCCUUGCUCUUGCGCCGUGGUGACCGACUACGGAGAGCAGACCCAGGCUCUUGGCGUGCUCCUUGAGCACCUCAAGAAGGGCGGAGACUAAAUGCAGCGAUUGCCUUUGAAAGAGUUAUAGUGGUCGUGAGAUCCUGCGCCGGAAAGAAUACGGGGAUAGGGACGAGGGGAAGUGGCUGUUGAUAGUAUUUCCUCGUUUCGUGGUUCUCUGACUCUCCUGCCUUCCGUGAAUAGGUGGUAUCUCCUUCGCUAAGCUUGGCAUCCUGCCAUCCAAAGUUCUUUCGGCGAGAAAGCAAACGGCCAUAUAUACGACGGCGAGCGUUUUUCUUUACUACGUUUGCUUCUGUGGGAGAGAUGGCAUUUCUCGUACCCGGCACACUUAUUGCUCACCCGGAGUUGCCAACGCUCGACUGUGGCGACAAGCAGAAACCAACUCUUGGCCC
Ectocarpus siliculosus is the source of this 813-nucleotide messenger RNA. Lineage: Eukaryota; Phaeophyceae; Ectocarpales; Ectocarpaceae. The record is from the annotation of a GenBank genome assembly.